UAUUAUCGAGCACACCAACCAAGUAGGCGUCCUCACUCCACAGCUCCAGUCGGAUGUCACGCCUCUUAGCAUGUUGUGAUAGAAAUCCAUUGUCGUCGCAACCAAAAUGGUGCAGCAAUAGCAUGACACACAUUUUUGAGGAUGGCAGAUAGAAAGGGAAAACCUGUCACUCCAAUCAAAACACUCACAAAGAAAGAACAAGAAGAACUCAAGAAAAAGGAGGAAGAAAAAGCAGCGGAGGUUUUUGAAGAAUUCUUGGCAUCAUUUGAGACCAGUGAGAAAAGCAGAGUGAAAACAUUUGUCCGUGGUGGUAUCGUAAAUGCAACUAAAGAGGAGGAAGCAGCAGAGGUCAAGAAAAGUAAGCUGUAUCGACCAGCUACGAAGUUUGUCCCUGUGUCCCAAAAUGUUUUACCAGCAUCAUCUGCUGAAAGCAAAAAGUCUAUAUUUAAAAGAAAGACAGAAGAAAAGAAGAAGAGUAAUCUUGAGCUCUUUAAAGAAGAACUUAAGCUAAUACAAGAAGAACGCGAGGAAAGACAUAAAAGGAAGAAAAAUGACCCCGGCGGGGGAGGAGGAGGGGGAGGAGGAGGGUAUGGGGAUCUGGACAUACCAUUAUCAGGGCGAUCAACAUUAUAUGAUGACCUAACAGUGCCAACGACCACUAACCUCUACAUCAGCUGCAUUAGCCCAAAGAUGAAUGAGGAGAUGCUCUGUAAAGAGUUUGGUAAGUAUGGUCCCCUGGCCAGUGUGAAGAUCAUGUGGCCCCGGACUGAUGAGGAACGAUGCAGGACCUCCAACAGAGCCUUUGUGGCUUUCAUGACACGGAAAGAUGCAGAGAGGGCCUUGGCUGCACUUGAUGGUAAAGUGAUUAUGGGCUUUGAAAUGAAGCUGGGAUGGGGCAAACCAGCUCGCAUUCCACCUCAGCCUCUCUACACACCGGUGGGGGUGAGGGCCACACCGCCACCUCCGUCUGGUCUGCCUUUCAAUGCUCAGCCAAGGGGUCGCUUCCGCAAUGACUUCACCAAGCCGCUGGGCAUGUCUAAAGGGGAACUCGACAAGACUCUGUCCGAAGCCGUAGUCAAAGUGGUUAUCCCAACCGAAAGGAAUCUAUUAUUCCUUAUUCACAGGAUGAUAGAGUUUGUGGUGCGUGAAGGUCCUGUAUUUGAAGCCAUAAUUAUGAACAAGGAGAAAAACAACCCAGAAUACAGGUUCCUUUUUGACAACAAAAGCCAAGAUCAUGUGUACUAUCGCUGGAAACUGUUCUCAAUCCUCCAGGGAGAGUCCCCAACAGAGUGGAGAACCACAGAUUUCCGUAUGUUUCGCGGAGGGUCCUUAUGGAGACCACCUGUCCUAAACAACUACUCGCAGAAGGGUGAGGAGAGGGCAGAAGUGGAGGAGGACGCUUCCCCCGAGGAGGAGGUGAAGAAAGGGCAGCUCAGAAAUGAGCACAGACAGAGACUGGAAACGUUGCUUAAAGAGCUCACGCCAAGCAGAGGAGACAUUGCCAAUGCCAUGCUGUUCUGUCUGGAGCGAGCAGAUGCAGCAGAGGAAGUAGUGGGACACAUCACUGAAUCUUUUUCUUUGCUUCAGACGCCCCUUCAGAAGAAGGUUGCCAGAUUGUAUCUAGUGUCAGACAUCUUGCACAACUCAUGUGCCAAAGUAGCUGGUGCAUCAUAUUAUCGUAAAUAUUUUGAAACAAAGCUAACGCAGAUAUUUGGAGACCUUAAUGCAGCACACAAAAACAUACAAGCCAGGCUGCAGGCUGAGCAGUUUAAGCAAAAGGUCAUGAGUUGUUUCAGAGCAUGGGAAGACUGGGCCAUAUACCCACAGCCUUAUCUAAUCCACCUUCAAAACAUCUUUCUGGGCUUUGCCAAAGCAGGGGAAGAGUUGGCAGAGACAGCAGAGGAAGUACCCUUAGAUCUGGAUGGUGCACCAAUGGACAGCACACCUAUAGAUGGGUUACCUUUGGACAGAGCUCCUGUGGAUGACCUGGACGGCUGCCCCAUGGGUUGGGACCCUCUAGAUGGAGUCCCUGUUGAUGACAUAGACGGUGUUCCUUUAGGAGUCGCCAUUGAUGACAUUGAUGGAAUGCCCUUGGAUGACAGCAAUGCUCCUCUCUCCAGAGUGCCUUUGUCAAAGUGGGAGAAGACAAGUGAUACGGGGACAUUUUCUCAAGCAAAGGCUGAGUCGAAGUGGGACAUUGUGGUGGAGCAGGACAGUGAAGAUGAAGUGAAUGUAAGUGUCAACUCCCAGGAUGGAGAUGAGGACUCAGAGUGUGACAGCAGUGAUGACUCCUGCAGUUCAUCCAAAUAUGACAGUGCAGACUUCCAGAGCUCCCUCAGAAGUUUUCAGAUGUCUGAGAGCAAAAGGAAGAGGUUGAGAGAGUUGGAGGUAAAAGUUAUGAAGAUCCAAGAUGAGCUGGAAUCCGGCAAGAGGCCGAGAAAGUCUGGAAUGAGCAUACAACAACAAGUGGAGCACUACAGAAACAAACUGCUACAGAAGGAGUUUCAAAAAGAUGAAGAGAAGAAUGAGAGAUCUACAUCAAAGUCCAAAGAUAGGUCGAAGGAAGACAGAAGGGACAAAGAAAGGAGCAAAAGAAGUGAAGAUGGGGACAGAAAACAGGGACGGAGUAGAGAUCCCGAUGACCAGACUCGAAAAUCGAGGAGCAUCUCUCCUUUAAGGACAAGGUCUCCCAAAUGGUCCAAACGUUCCCGAUCACCAUCCCCAGACCGGAAGGCAAGAAAGUCCAGGUCACGGUCACCGCACCGCUCCCACAAGAAGACAAAGAAGAGCAAACAUUGACUCUCAACUCUGGACCUUGUCAUCCAUUAGCUUGCUGGUGUCCAUGGGUUAGACAGUGCACUCCUGCAGUGCUCUUUAAACAGACUGAUGUCUGCUCUCUUGGUCCCAACUUUAACUAGCCAUGCAAGAUUCAGCACUCUUUUGUAUGAUGAAGUUUGAACACUGUAACUAAUUAAAUAUAUUUUUGUUUUAAUGUUUGUUUUUAAAAUUAUAACCAGAAAUGUUGCUGCAAAGUUCUGACACUAAAUAAAUCCCUGUUGGUGAUGAA
Molecule: messenger RNA, 3067 nt
Organism: Seriola aureovittata
Lineage: Eukaryota; Metazoa; Chordata; Actinopteri; Carangiformes; Carangidae
Exons: 24
Coding region: 142-2799 (885 amino acids)
Biological process (GO): RNA processing
Cellular component (GO): nucleus
Molecular function (GO): RNA binding
Source: RefSeq, a predicted model, not a curated record